This is a messenger RNA of Cydia amplana, 1653 nucleotides long. RefSeq names its product transmembrane protein 39A. The transcript has 8 exons. Bases 80 to 1588 code for a protein of 502 amino acids. Gene Ontology annotation, cellular component: membrane. The record is from RefSeq and is a predicted model, not a curated record. NCBI's taxonomy places the organism in Eukaryota, Metazoa, Arthropoda, Insecta, Lepidoptera, Tortricidae.
UUUACUUACGUGCAUUGAUGUAUAUGUAUCGCAAACAAAUUAAUCGUGACACUUUAUAAAACAUUUUAACAUGUGAGUGAUGAGUUGUACCGAAAAUGAAAGUGGACCUUUUGUCGUAUUCUUCCUGCCAGCGGUCGUCGGCUGCUUGACUAUACUCCUGGCGAGACGUUGGGCAUACGCGCAAGUGAACAACACAGCGUCAACAGCGAUCUCUAGACGACGGAAAAUCAUCAAAGACCCUCUGGUGAAGCGGCCUUUGCCGCCGAUCACUUGUAAAAUGACGCCUCCGGGUCCUAAGAAGUCUUCUGGCGUCAGUAAAAAGGGUACAUCAUCACCUCAAGAGGAGGAUGUCAACAGCAAUGGAAAGCGAGUGGGGCGUGUCCGUCUAUCCCCCACCCCAGCUACGCUCGAUACUAAGCUAAUGGACGGGGCUUCCCCUCCCAAGCAUAUCCCAUUCCCGUACAUACCCCACGACCCAGAGCUGCUGUUUGAGGCAAUGAUGUUCAUGUUUACGGUGGUGGCUACGGGGCUCCAGUUCCUUAACCUGUAUCGGACGGCCUGGUGGCUUCCACAUUCUUAUACCAACCAAUCUAUGAACUUCUACCUUAUAGAUCCUCACCUAGUGGCGUUCAUAGUGACGCUACUCUCCCGUCGCCUGUUGCUGAGUCUAGUGGUUCAGCUGCUCAAGGCCACACUGGCGCCGCCGGCGUUGCCCCACGGCAUCGUGGCUGCUAGAAUGUUCAUCCUGGGCAUGGUGAUAGGGGCGCUCGCCUGGUGCGCGUACUUCAUCGCACUCAAAUAUCCCAUCGUUAAGAUCUUCUACCUCUGCUAUCCUGCGGUGGUAUACUUCAUUCUGUUCGGGCUCCAAUCCAGCCCGUUCCUGGAGCUGAGCAACUCCGACACCCCGCUCCACUGCUGCUCGCACGACCCCGACCAGGUCCGGGCAGAGGUGGACUCCCUGCGGCAGGACUUUAAUCUCCGGGUCAAGAAGAUUAUAUUCAACGCGGUGGUCGGCGCGUACUACUCUAGUCUAAUACCGUGCUGUUUUGCACAGUCGUACGUGUACUACGACGUGUACCUCGCGUCGCAGCAGACGGCGUGCGUGUGCGGCGCGCUGGCGGCGCGGCUGGCGGCGCAGCUGCUGCCCGGCGCGCACCUCGACACGCACCACCGCGCCGCGAGACACCUGGGCCGGUGGUCGCAGGACGACACGGGCACAGCUAAUGAGUGGAGCCCGUUGAAGUUAUACCAGCGUGGCGCGGUGGUGUCCCUCGACGGAGCAACCUACACGUGUGUGACGUCAACCGCGGCCGCGCGACCGGGCUGUACGGAGCACUCGCGGUUCUAUACCGUAUUCUCCAACCCAUCGACGCUGCUCUGCCUGCUCCUCUGCUGCCAACUAUCGCUGAUAGUCCUCCAGCUGGGUCUGUUGUACAGCUCCGCGCCCUGGCACAACUUCCUCGCCACCAUCCUACUGCUCUUCAUCAACUAUUACACCCUCUUCAAGAUGGCCAGGGACUACCUGGUCUCCUGGAAGGUCUAUAAAGCUGAGAACAUGAUACAGGAUAAGAACUCCGCUGUCAAUUAAGUGCUGAUGAAAGUCAUUCCGUGUGUCCUAUGUUAGGAGCAAAGCCACAUUGGUUGGUAAUAAAC